Halichondria panicea is the source of this 1544-nucleotide messenger RNA. RefSeq lists its product as uncharacterized. Gene Ontology annotation, molecular function: protein binding. NCBI's taxonomy places the organism in Eukaryota, Metazoa, Porifera, Demospongiae, Suberitida, Halichondriidae. Bases 46 to 1332 code for a protein of 428 amino acids. The transcript is spliced from 8 exons. The record is from RefSeq and is a predicted model, not a curated record. Gene Ontology annotation, biological process: signal transduction.
AUAACGAUCUUAACCGCUUGGUAGUCACGCCCAACAUAAGAAAACAUGUCCACUUCACCCGAGUAUCUAGCCUUCAAAGAAGCUUACUACAAGCUCUCUCUAUCUCUGAGCCACCCUGAAGUGCUGGCGGGUCUGCUAUGGUCCAAUGGAUUUAUCACACCAAUGGAGAAACAUGAUGCACAGGAUGUAUCAAAGAUGGCCAGAGUUAGAGCUACAGUUCUUUUGGAUGUGAUAGCAAAUAAGAUUGAGCUUCAGGCGGAAAAAUUGAAACAGUUUGUUACCAUUCUCAAACAAGACACUUCACUCAAAGACUUGGCAAUGAUUCUCGAACCUACUCGUGAAGAACCUCAGUUGUCCGCUUCUCAACCACGAGUGAGUACUAACGGCAAGUCUGAAGAACAAAUGAAAGUAUGGCUGAAAGAAAUUGGACUAAGGGAUCGAGACAUCGAACUACUGAUAGAUGAGGGGUUUGGAACUGGUCCUGGAUUCAUGACACUAGAGAAAGAGGAUAUUGAUGAUAUGAAGUUUACGAAAGGCGGAAAAAAGCUACUGUUAAACAAAAUUUCUACAAAUUCAGAAACGGAAACAGUUUCCAUGGAUACCACUCCCACAUUAGUUAGACCCUUGGCAGGAGUCCCACCCUCCACACUACUACCAGAAUCAAGCACUGCAGACGAAAUAUGUGAUGAAAUAGGGUUGCCCCCUUACGUACUGGACACCGAAUUCCCUGACCACUACUCAGUAAAUCUCUCAUUCGCAAAAUUAAUCCCAGAUUGGAAAGUGUUUGCACAAGGUCUUGGACUAUCCCCUCAGGAUAUACGAGGAAUAGAGACAAACAUUAGCCUGACUAUUAUGAUGCAAAGUACUGAGACUAUUAAUAUUUGGAAGAGCCGUUUUGGAUUCAAGGCUCGCUACAGGAUGUUGGUGGAUGUGGCAUUGCAACACAGACUGUUGAAUUUGGCAAGACAGUUUUGUAGACUCUUACAGAAAAUGGUGGGCAGAGCUCCAGUAGAACCUGUUAGUUCAAGACAACCUGCUAAAUUGGUAAGUAUGGAAGUCUCACUCGAUUCUCUGCUAGUUGCACUCGAACCAUUACACUUCUCAAGGAGCUACAAUGGACAGUUGUCUAGAGCACUACGUGUACCUGACUCAAAACUGAGCGAGUUUGAGGCUAACAAUUACAAUGAUAUCCGUCAAGUUAGAACUGAGAUCUUGAAAGAGUGGUUGAGACAAGGUGAAGACGUAUCAUGGCAUACAGUGGCUGCUGCUGUGCUGAGAAUUGGCGAUCGGGCUCUGUCGAGGAAACUAAUGGCCUAUAGAAGUCCAGAAUGAUGACUAACCCCGCCUCCCUACGGACUGAAUCUCUAGUGCAUGUGGUGAAGACCGAUCCUCUUUGUGUGUACUUUCCUUCAGGGACACUGUUUUCUUAAUUAUUAUGACUGUACAUAUGUAGCUAUGUUAUUGUUUGAUGAAUGAUGAUAAUGAUGAUACUGUUCAUCAGUUUUUUAUACUUAUUAUACAAAAUGAUAACAGAUUAAAAAAGA